AUGCCCCCACACCACCGCAAAGGGCCGCAGUUGCAGGCUCUCCUCGACCUCUUCGCGACGUACGAGCUACAGCUGCCGAGUCGAGUGGUGCUACCAAAUUCGCCCUGCUCGGCGGCCAUCGACGGCCUACGUUGCUAUUCAGCCUUCACAUGCUGCCUCUGCACUAGCUGCCUCACGCGGUCGAAGCACGCCCUAGAGGUGCACGUGUCCAAGGCCCACCAGCAGAAGCUAGCACAGCAAGUCGAGGGCAGCUCGUGGCGAGAGUGUACUAUCCAGACCUUCUUCGCCGAGAAGCAGCACAUCCGGUAUUUUGUAGUGGAUGAUGCCAAAGAAGCCGCAGGAGCUUCAGACGCUAGUAUAAAGAGCUUGGAUUCGGGAGAGGCAAACUUCUUCAAGCUAGUCGAUGAAGAUGUAGCUAUAGCAGAGGCAGAUGCCAAAGCAGAAGCUAAUAUCGUUCAUGGUUUCGAUAGCCACAGAUCUGCUGUAAUACUGUGGCUGAGACGGACGGGCAUCGAGGAGCACACGCGGGGCUUGAAGAAGGACGAGAUGCACGCCUCGUUUGCAGUGCCAAAGACUGCCGAGAGCGAGCCCGAGUUGUUUUUAAUGCUAGAAAUCAUGGACGAGAUCUUUACAGAGGCAUACAGCUAGUGCUUCGACGGCCCAGACUAUAUGCUGACCUGGCUACAGCAGCUAGCGUUGAGCCGUUUCCAUACUAGCGCUGCCCUAGGGCAGAAGAUACGCGCCUUCGACCCCAAGAAGGAGCCUAAUACGCUUAAGACCAACUUCGGCUACUAGAAGCAGUUCCUAACGUUCUGCUACCGGGUCGUCUACCGCGGCAGCCACUUCACUACGGCCGACGACGACUAGCGGACCCCUGA
Mollisia scopiformis is the source of this 878-nucleotide messenger RNA. RefSeq lists its product as uncharacterized. The coding region runs from base 1 to 648 and encodes 215 amino acids. The transcript is spliced from 2 exons. The record is from RefSeq and is a predicted model, not a curated record. NCBI's taxonomy places the organism in Eukaryota, Fungi, Ascomycota, Leotiomycetes, Helotiales, Mollisiaceae.